AUGGCGAAGAUCGCCACAAACACGAACCAUGUCAUUGUCAAGACCUCGCUCUGCCUCCUCCCUCCUCUCCUGCUCGCCGUCGUCUUCUACCUCCACUUUCAAACACAGCUCAGCAUGUUCUCCCCCGUCUGCCGGUGCGCCGGCCAGCCUGCGGCCGUCCCCGGCGCAGUCGUCGACCGCCUCCGCGCGUCGGCCACCUUCCUCCCUCUCAAGGACACGCGCCAAGGCGCGGAGACAUGGUUCAUCAGCACCCUCAACGCCACCGCCGAGCCGGAGGCCGAGGCCAGGAACCUGGUCUUCCCUUCGCCGGCGUCGGCAGGCCGGCUCCUCUGCCUGGCGGCCCCCUCCCGCCGCGACGGCGCCAAGAAUGCGUACGCGUUCGCGUGGCGCGACGCGCUGCCCCGCGGCGCGGUGCUCCUGCCGGGUCUGGCGUUCGUGUCCGAGACGGCCUACGACCACACCAACAUCUGGCACGGGCUGACGGCGCUGGUCCCGUUCGCGUCGUGGCACGCGCGGAGCGGGUGCCGGGCGCGGCCGGUGAGGUGGGCGCUGUUCCACCAGGGCGAGGUGAGGACGGAGAUGAGCGGGUGGCUGGCGACGCUGGAGGAGGCGGCGACGGGCGCCGCGGUCGCCAUCGAGACGUUCGACGCGCCCGGGGAGGCGUGCUUCGAGGAGGCGGUGGUGUUCCGGGCGAACGUGGCGGGCAUGAACAAGGAGCGGAUGCUCCGAGCGGCGGACUUCAUGCGGUGCAAGGCCAGGGCCUACUGCGGCGUGGACGCGUCUUCGUCGUCGAAAGCCGGAGGCAGCGGCGAGGGCGAGGGCGACGCUUCCGCUGCCCUGCGCGUCACGCUUCUGUUCCGCGCGGGCGCGCGGGCGUUCAAGGACGAGGCGGCCGUGACGCGCGUGUUCGAGGAGUGCAGGCGCGUGGGCGGGUGCGCCGUCGCCGCCGCGCACGCCAACAACUUAACGUUCUGCGAACAGGUGAGGUUGCUGAGCUCGACGGACGUGCUGAUCUCGGCGCACGGGGCGCAGAUGACCAACAUGCUGUUCAUGGACCGAAACAGCAGCGUCAUGGAGUUCUACCCGCUGGGGUGGAAGCAGAGGGCGGGGGGAGGCCAGUACGUGUACCGGUGGAUGGCGGACUGGACGGGGAUGCGGCACGAGGGUUCGUGGUGGGAACCCGUGGGCGAGCCGUGCCCCGACAACCCCGACAUCCUAGACUGUUGGAAGGAAAGGCAGAUCGGGCACAACGAGACCUACUUCGCGGAGUGGGCGGCCAGAGUCUUCGCCGCGGCCAAGGAGCGCAAGGCUAGGAGUGCCGCCGCCGAGGCGUCGUCCGGUGACCAGCGCCGGUGA
Panicum virgatum (switchgrass) is the source of this 1356-nucleotide messenger RNA. RefSeq lists its product as uncharacterized. The record is from RefSeq and is a predicted model, not a curated record. Gene Ontology annotation, molecular function: glycosyltransferase activity. NCBI's taxonomy places the organism in Eukaryota, Viridiplantae, Streptophyta, Magnoliopsida, Poales, Poaceae. The transcript has 2 exons. The coding region runs from base 1 to 1356 and encodes 451 amino acids.